CAGGGUGCGGCAGCAGCAGCGUGACGGGACUCAAACUGCAGUCAGUGAAGGUGCCGUCACACCAAGUGACGGGGGAGUCAGUGGAGCUGGAGUGCAACUUCGACCAGGAGGGCGACGUCCUCUACUCGGUGAAGUGGUACCGCGGCCAGAACGAGUUCUUCCGCUACAUCCCAGCCGACACUCCCAAGAUGCAGAUUUUCGACCUUCCAGGCAUCACCGUUGAUACUGCGCUGAGCGACGCCAGGAAGGUGACGCUGCGCUCAGUCAGCCUGCAGUCUUCGGGCAAGUACAAGUGCGAGGUGUCGGCAGAUUCUCCUUCCUUCCACACAGAGUCCCGCAGCGCAGAGAUGCUUGUCGUGGACCUGCCGGACGAGGUUCCUACCAUCAGUGGGGGACGAGCAAAGUAUCAUGUUGGUGAUAAAUUGGACGUUAACUGUACGUCAGCCCGUUCACGACCAGCUGCCUCUCUCAUGUGGUACAUCAAUGACGACCAGGCCGAGAGUGAGAAUCUAGUGGAAUACACCCCUGUCAACGACUCAGACGGACUAGAAACCUCACGCCUCGGGCUGCGCUUCACUGUGGGUCCUCGACACUUUCCUUCAGGAGAGCUUCGUCUCCGGUGCACCGCCACUAUCGCUGCAGUAUACUGGCAGAGCUCGGAGGAGUCUGUGGAGGGUCAGCUGCCGCAGACUGGGCCAGCCCUCGAGAGUAAAGGAGUAUAUAAAGGCGGCAGCGGGAGCAGCGUCAUUCCCCACACAUGGGUCUCUUGCUUGUGUGGGCUUGUGGUUACCACCUAUCACCUGCUCACCAAUUUGUAAACCUGUGACCAACCACCCGCAAGUAGCAUGACCUCUCCAAGCCCAGCCUCGAGUCACGCAGGUCAAUGCUCACAUCAAGAACAGACUGCAAGACCUGCGGCAAAACGUCUCAUCAUCGUGACAUGCUCAACUCACGCGCGGAUGUUUCAAGCUUGUGUAGUGACUUCCUUCCUGCCCUCAAGGGAAGCUCAGUCGUCUCUUGAUCAAGGCUUGUGAGGCACCACUGUAGGUUACACACUUUGAUAUAACGAGGUUGGAGAGGUUUCAUUCGUUAUAGACAUUUUUAUAAUUAUGGGUUGUCGGCACCUGGCUCCAGAUACGUCCUAGCCAAGUGCAAUUGUCCCACCUCCCUUCCCAAUUCUUUUUUUUCCUCACUAUUUUCCUUUUUCCUCAUUCCCGGCAGGAGUGGUGGAAGUGCUCGGAAAAUGUUUAUAACAGAUCUUGGUGUUUGAAUGCAUGUUGUGUGGAUACAAAUUGCAUAAGUAUAUUUUCAGAAGACGUAACAUUUUUACAUGUUUGUGCUCUUUGUUGU
Messenger RNA from Cherax quadricarinatus, 1350 nucleotides. The record is from RefSeq and is a predicted model, not a curated record. Lineage: Eukaryota; Metazoa; Arthropoda; Malacostraca; Decapoda; Parastacidae.